Chanos chanos (milkfish) is the source of this 3255-nucleotide messenger RNA. Its product is annotated as NACHT, LRR and PYD domains-containing protein 3-like. The transcript has 14 exons. The coding region runs from base 1 to 3255 and encodes 1084 amino acids. Lineage: Eukaryota; Metazoa; Chordata; Actinopteri; Gonorynchiformes; Chanidae. Gene Ontology annotation, cellular component: cytoplasm. The record is from RefSeq and is a predicted model, not a curated record.
AUGUGUCUGGAGUAUAAGAAGUCUGUCUAUAAAGAUUAUGUGUACAUGAAAGAGUAUAACUCCCUCCUUGGUCAAAAUGUGCUGCUUACGGACUGCUACACUGAGCUGCUGAUCAUUCAGAGACACAGAGGACAGAAUGAGAGAGAAAAAGAGAUUUGCUUCAGAGGAGAGAAGUUCUUCAGUGCCAGAGACAGUGAGAAGUACAGUAACUUCACUGUGGAGCAGUUUUUCAGUCCAGAUGAUCAUGGACUCAUUCCAAAAGCAGUUGUUCUCCAGGGAAACUCUGGAAAUGGCAAAUCAUUCACUGCACAGAAGAUUAUGUUGGAUUGGGCAUCUAGUAAACUCUAUGCAGACAAUUUUGAUUUUAUUUUUCACCUGAAAUGUGAAGACUUUAACAAAAUUUCUGAGGAGAAAAGUCUGGUGGAGCUCCUGAGAUACAGUCAGAGUUUAACACCAGCACAGAUCUCACAGAUAUUACAGCACUCACCAGAGAGAGUUCUCUUCCUCAUAGAUGGCUUUGAUGAACUCAAACUCUCACAAGACAACAUGUCCAACCUGUCUCUGCCCACUGUCCAAACUCCACCCUCACCUGAGUCCACUCUGAAAGCCCUGCUGAGUGGACGCCUGCAGUAUAAGUCCUCCCUACUGGUUACCACCAGGUCUACAGCUACAGAUAGACUGAAUGAGCUGCUCAAAAAACAACCCCAACGAUUUACUGAGAUUAUGGGCUUCUCUGAGAGGGGGGUGGAGGAGUAUUUCCAGAGGUUCUUUAAAGAUGAUCAGCUCUUACAGACACAGGCAUAUGAGCUUGUGAAGACAAAUGAAACCCUCUUCACUGCCUGCUCCAUUCCUGUGAUCUGCUGGAUCAUCUGCACAGUCUUCAGAGAGAGGUGCAAAGAUGGUUUUGAUGCAUCAAGUGGACUGGAUACAACCACCUCCAUAUAUGUUGACUUUGUGUCCACUCUGCUGGAGCACCGCUGCCAGGGUUUGAGUCAGCCUGUCCCCAGCCUGCUGAGGAGUCUGGGCCAGCUGGCAGAGAGAGGGAUGCUGGAACAGCAAGUCCUGUUUGAUAAGAAGAGUGUGUCUGAAACAGUCUCAGAUCCUACUAAUAAUCCUUUUCUGUGUAAAUUUCUAUUUAAGAGGAAAAUCCGCCAGGAGACAAUGUUCAGUUUCUUGCAUCUCAGUUUUCAGGAGUUCUUCACUGCUCUUUACUAUGCUCUGUUGAAUGAAGAGGAAUCCCAAAGGAUUGUUAGAGACCUUCUUCAAUCUUUAGACUCAACACAGCUUGAACAGCAGAGGAAUAACAAACUCUACUUCCUGCCAGUGAUCCAGUUUCUCUGUGGUCUGUCUAAUGAGGAAGUCAACAUUUCUCUUGUGGAAACACACAAGCUCUCUGUUUCCCCAAACAUAAAAGCACAGCUGAAGGAAUGGAUCAUCUUCCUUCAAGAAGGGAACAUGUACCUCCAUAGAGAUAUGAGGAUGUUCAUUCUUUACUGUCUCUAUGAGCUCCAUGAUGAGGACUUUGUGAAGAAAGCUGUUGAGAUUUGGGAGAACAUUGAUCUUUCUGGUAUUCCCCUGAGGAGGACAGACUGUUGGGUGCUGCAGUACUGUCUACAGUUCUGUCCACACAUCAAAAAACUCUCUUUCAUUUGCUGUAAUAUCACAGCUGAGAAAUUAAAGAUUCUUCAGCCUGCAGUGUCCAAGCGUGAGGAGUUAGCGUUGAUGGUGGAGAACCUGUCAGACGAUGACAUCGGUGUUCUUGUCUCAGCUGUGGGAGAAGGAAAAAACCUGAGUUCCCUUGAACUGCAGAACAGUGUUAUGUCAGAUCAGGGUGUGCAGCAGGUCCUCUGUUUUCUCAACAAACAGAAGAAUGUGGAUGAAUUUUACCUCACAGUGAAGACCAUCACUCCAAACACUGCUGCCAUGAUCAUAGAAUUUUUCCAGAAUGAAAUGAUUUUAACAGAUAUAAGUGUUAAGGUGUGUGGGUUAGGUGUUAAGAGUUUCUGCUCAUCUCUCAGUGUGUCAGUCACAGAUGGAGACUUCAGGCUGUCUGUUGAAGAUUACAGGGGGACAGACUUGGAUGAGCAGUUCGAUGCUCUGAUGUCUUUCCUGAACUCUGUGUCUGGUCUGAAGAAGGUGGAUCUGAAUGUGAUCAGUCUGACUGAGAGCUGGGCUGCCAGGAUUCUCUCCCUCAUCCAGACCUGCCCCAGUCUACAGGACAUCAGUGUUGAGGUGUGUGGGCUCAGUAAUUUGAAUCUCUGCUCGUCGCUCAGAGCGUCAGUCACAGAUGAAGACUUCAGGUUGGAUCUUGAAGAUGCCAGUUUGACUAUUUUUUCAGAGAUGGAUGAAUACUCCAGCCCACAGACUGAACCGUUAAUCUCAGAAAUCAGUCUUACCUGUCCACGCUCAGAGACAUCCAACAUCAACUGGACAAAAUUCACCCAGACCAUUUAUGGAGUAAAUAUCUCCAGAGAAAAUUCUCCGGAGUAUGACCGGUUGGAUGAUCUACUGUCUUUCCUGAACUCUGUGCCUGGUCUGAAGAAGGUGGAUCUUAAUGUGAUCAGACUGACUGAGAGCAGGGCUGUCAAGAUCCUCUCCCUCAUCCAGACCUACCUCAGUCUACAGGACAUCAGGUUGUCUUUUGGAGAGGACACAAGGAAAUCCUCAGAGAUCUCCAGCCCACAGACUGAGCCAUUAUUCCCAGGAAUCAGUCUCACCUGUCCAUACUCAGAGAUAUCCAACAUCAGCUGGGCAACAUUCACCCAGAUCAUUCACAGAUUAAAAGACGCCACAGAAGAGUGGACAGACUUGGAUGAGCAGUUCAAUGCUCUGCUGUCUUUCCUGAGCUCUGUGCCUGGUCUGAAGGUGGUGGAUCUGAUUGUGAUCAGUCUGACUGAGAGCUGUGCUGCCAGGAUCCUCUCCCUCAUCCAGACCUGCCCCAGUCUACAGGACAUCAGUGUUGAGGUGUGUGGGCUCAGUAAUUUGAAUCUCUGCUCGUCGCUCAGAGCGUCAGUCACAGAUGAAGACUUCAGGUUGGAUCUUGGACAUGAUGGAUGGAGUAGAUUUUCAGAGAGGGGUGAAUCCUCAGAUGAAUCUUCAGUUGAAUCCUCAGAGAUCUCCAGCCCACAGACUGAACCAUCACUCUCAGGAAUCAGUUUCACCUGUCCAUACUCAGAGAUAUCCAACAUCAACUGGACAACAUUCACCCAGAUCAUUCACGGAAUAAGAGACGCCACAGAAGAGUAUGUUCUAUGA